UUCGAGCAAGUGACGUCAUCGAAUUUGAAACGUUCGUAGCAGUUCUGCUUUGAUCGGUAGGUGGCAGCAUAAUUUUCACAAUUUUCCAAAAGUCGAGAACGCCACCAUUUUGAGCCGUUGAUUUUCUGCUACCGAGUCGUACACACGUCCACCAGUUUCCAAAAUGUCGGCGAAAGCUGUUGCAACCCUUGCUAAACCAAAGAUGAGGGGUCUGUUGACUGACCAGAUUAAGAUGCACUUGGUUGUUGCUACCGUUCUGUCUUUUGGAACUAUGUUCGCAUACAAGUUCCUAGUUGCUGACCAGAGAAAACUGGCAUAUGCUGAGUUUUACAGGACAUACGACAUUGAGAAGGAGUACAACAGGAUGAAGCAAGCUGGAAUCUUCACUGCAGCCCGACCAGCAUAAUUGUUGAAUUAAUGAAGGAAUAUGCUAGACUCUUGAUAAUGUGAAUAUAGAUGUCAAUAAAAAUGAAAACCAUAGUAA
This is a messenger RNA of Daphnia magna, 484 nucleotides long. It is a transcript of the gene cype, whose product is annotated as cytochrome c oxidase subunit 6C. The coding region runs from base 164 to 406 and encodes 80 amino acids. The transcript is spliced from 3 exons. The record is from RefSeq and is a predicted model, not a curated record. Lineage: Eukaryota; Metazoa; Arthropoda; Branchiopoda; Diplostraca; Daphniidae.